Molecule: messenger RNA, 4800 nt
Organism: Peromyscus californicus insignis
Lineage: Eukaryota; Metazoa; Chordata; Mammalia; Rodentia; Cricetidae
Gene: Large1
Product: LARGE xylosyl- and glucuronyltransferase 1
Exons: 16
Coding region: 1260-3530 (756 amino acids)
Biological process (GO): protein O-linked glycosylation via mannose
Molecular function (GO): glucuronosyltransferase activity; xylosyltransferase activity
Source: RefSeq, a predicted model, not a curated record
ACCCGGUCCCGGAUUGCACCCCCCCAGCUGCACAGACAUGACACAGACACACAGUCACUGCAGCUGCCGAGCGAGCCCGACGCUCUAGGCACGCGGCGGCUGCCGGACUAUCCGGGAGCUCGGACCCCAGCGCCCGCCAGCGCGCUCCCACGCGGCUCCCCGCACAGAGGUUCUCGCUCGGCCUCGCGCGGGAAGCGGGGAUCGCGCUCCCUAGGCUCGCGGCUCCAGGCUGCCCACGGCGGCUGCAGCGGACGCGCGGCUCCAAACCUUAGCGCUCCGGGAAGCCGGAGCGUCUCGGAGGUGGCGACGGCGGUGGCGGGGGCCGCCUGCCCGGGUUCCCCGCACCCACAGUGCUGCGUCCCGCUCGCCGCGCCCCGGUGGCCGUGACCUUCCAGCGGGCGCCUACCUCGGCCCCAAGCCCCCGGUCCCGCGCCCCAGGCCAGGGCGAGGCCCUUUCCAGCGCCCGCUUCUCGUGGAGCCGCGGGCGGGCGCGCAGGCCCGGGGAGAGGGUCACUGCGAGCCGGUACCGCUAGUCUUGCACUCGCUCGCUGCGCUCGGUACCGGGGCCCGCUGAGCUGCCCCCUGCCUUGCUGCUGCUCCCAAGCCGGGGCGCCUGGAGCCGGGGGCGCGGCCGCACUCGUCUCGCCGGGCGGGUUGCAGGCAGGCCCUGCCCUGAAGGGACUAAGCGACUAGGAGCGCGGGAGGUGGAACUGGUAGGGCGGGCGGCCGCUCAGCGUUUCUUCCUGGCGUUGGUUCCCGGGACCCAACCUAGGGCGGCCCCAGUCCCCUGCCCAUGCGAGGCGCCCUGGGCUUGGUAGAUUCCUGGAGUGAAACAGCUCCCGGCAGCUGCCCAGGAGGAGGAGAAAGAGGGGAUUAGUGCUUAGUGGGGCUACGGACCUUUCCUGUAGCUUUUGGAGCCUAAGGCUGUCCCGAAGUCUGCGCUUGGGACCGACGGUUGGGUUAAAACAGCACCUGCUGGGAUGCCGAUCCGGACCCCCUUCAUUUCAUAGGCGUCAGUGUCACCACGCCAUUCAGCUCUUCCGGAGUGUUCCUCUGCUUGGGGGUAGUCGAGGCCAAGGGCAUGACAUCAUAGCGCUCUAGCAGAGACUGCUUGGAAUUUCUCUGGAACUUCAGGGGAAGAAAGUCCUGCAUCCUCUGCUUAGCCAUGUGAGUUUGGAAAGUAUUAUGAGGGAUGCUGAGGACUUUAUGCUUUGGAAAGAGACACGGCUCUGGAAUUAGAAAUUGCCACUUCUGAGAGGAUGCUGGGAAUCUGCAGAGGGAGACGGAAAUUCUUGGCUGCCUCUUUGACUCUGCUCUGCAUCCCAGCCAUCACCUGGAUUUACUUGUUUUCUGGGAGCUUUGAAGAUGGUAAGCCUGUGUCUCUGUCUCCCCUGGAGUCCCAAGCACACAGUCCCAGGUACACUGCCUCCAGCCAGCGGGAGCGGGAGAACCUGGAGGUUCGUGUGCGAGAGGUGGAAGAGGAAAACCGUUCUCUGCGCAGGCAGCUCAGCCUGGCCCAGGGUCAGGGCCCUGCUCACCGCCGUGGGAACCACUCCAAGACCUACUCCAUGGAAGAGGGAACAGGGGACAGUGAGAAUCUGCGGGCUGGCAUCGUGGCAGGCAACAGCUCUGAAUGUGGGCAGCAGCCAGCUGUGGAGAAGUGUGAGACCAUCCACGUGGCCAUUGUCUGUGCCGGAUACAAUGCCAGCAGGGAUGUUGUUACCCUGGUCAAGUCAGUCCUCUUUCACAGGCGGAACCCUUUGCACUUCCACCUCAUCGCUGAUUCUAUUGCGGAACAGAUCCUGGCUACACUCUUCCAGACCUGGAUGGUACCGGCUGUGCGUGUGGACUUCUAUAAUGCUGAUGAGCUCAAGUCUGAAGUGUCCUGGAUCCCCAACAAACAUUACUCUGGGAUUUAUGGCCUGAUGAAGCUGGUUCUGACCAAGACUCUACCUGCCAACCUGGAGAGAGUCAUUGUCCUAGACACUGACAUUACCUUUGCAACUGACAUUGCAGAGCUAUGGGCCGUGUUCCAUAAGUUCAAAGGGCAACAGGUCCUGGGCUUGGUAGAGAACCAGAGUGACUGGUAUCUUGGAAAUCUCUGGAAAAAUCACCGUCCAUGGCCAGCCCUUGGAAGGGGCUACAACACAGGAGUCAUACUCCUGCUUCUGGAUAAGCUGCGCAAGAUGAAAUGGGAACAGAUGUGGAGGCUGACAGCUGAGAGGGAGCUCAUGGGCAUGCUGUCUACCUCCUUAGCUGACCAGGAUAUUUUCAAUGCUGUCAUCAAACAAAACCCCUUCCUGGUGUAUCAGCUCCCCUGCUUCUGGAAUGUACAGCUAUCAGACCACACUCGCUCUGAGCAGUGCUACAGAGAUGUGUCUGAUUUAAAGGUCAUCCACUGGAACUCCCCUAAGAAGCUCCGAGUGAAGAACAAACAUGUGGAAUUCUUCCGCAACCUCUACCUGACUUUCCUGGAGUAUGAUGGCAACCUCCUACGGCGGGAGCUGUUUGGCUGCCCCAGCGAGACUGAUGUCAACAGUGAAAAUCUUCAGAAGCAGCUGUCAGAGCUGGAUGAGGAUGACUUGUGUUAUGAGUUCCGGCGAGAACGCUUCACUGUCCACCGAACCCACCUAUACUUCCUGCACUAUGAGUUCGAGCCUGCUGCUGACAACACGGACGUUACCCUGGUUGCUCAGCUCUCCAUGGACAGACUCCAGAUGCUAGAGGCCAUCUGUAAGCACUGGGAGGGGCCCAUCAGCUUGGCCCUCUACCUGUCCGACGCCGAAGCUCAGCAGUUCCUCCGCUACGCCCAGGGAUCCGAGGUGCUCAUGAGCCGCCACAAUGUGGGCUACCACAUUGUGUACAAGGAGGGUCAGUUCUAUCCUGUCAACCUCCUACGCAACGUGGCUAUGAAGCACAUCAGCACACCCUACAUGUUCCUAUCUGACAUUGACUUCCUGCCCAUGUAUGGGCUCUAUGAGUACCUCAGGAAGUCUGUCAUCCAGCUUGACCUUGCCAACACCAAGAAAGCAAUGAUUGUCCCCGCAUUUGAGACACUGCGCUACCGACUCUCUUUCCCCAAGUCAAAAGCAGAGCUGCUGUCAAUGUUGGACAUGGGGACUCUAUUCACAUUCAGGUAUCACGUCUGGACUAAAGGCCAUGCACCCACAAACUUUGCCAAGUGGCGGACUGCCACCAUGCCUUACCAGGUUGAGUGGGAGGCUGAUUUUGAGCCGUAUGUUGUUGUGAGACGAGACUGCCCUGAGUACGAUCGGAGAUUUGUGGGCUUUGGCUGGAACAAAGUGGCUCACAUCAUGGAAUUGGAUGCACAAGAGUAUGAGUUCACCGUGUUGCCCAAUGCCUACAUGAUCCACAUGCCCCAUGCCCCCAGUUUCGACAUCACUAAGUUCCGUUCCAACAAGCAAUACCGCAUCUGUCUCAAAACCCUGAAGGAAGAGUUUCAACAGGACAUGUCCCGACGCUAUGGCUUUGCUGCCCUGAAAUAUCUCACGGCUGAGAACAACAGCUAGCACUUUGAAGGCCACUACUAGGGAGAGACUUGCUACAGGGGAAGAACUGCUUGCUGCCUGGAGCCCAGCCUUUGAAGACAAAAUCCAUCACUGCUUUUCGUUGGUUUGUUUCCCUUUGUCUCUUUGGCCCCACAAAGCUGCUCUUGUCUGAGAUCUUGGACAGGGACCCAGUCCACCACCAUGAGGUGCUUCCAGAAUGGGACACAGAAGGGUGGAAGCAAAUGAAGAGUUAACAAAUUACCACAAAGCCACAGACCAAGUCAGGGUUUCUGGAUGCUCUCCCCGCUUUUUAAUAAUUAUGGUUCAAAUCCUAGCUCUGGAAAAAGAACAGGACAUGGGUGCUGUUCUAGGGGUUAAUCACUCCAAGAAAUGAGAGCAAGCUAUUUCUUCGUAGGAAGAGAAUUUUAUUUCUCCUGCCACCUAGCUAGGUACCCAAGUGGAGAGCAAUCCAAGGACCCAAACAACCAUCUGGAGACCUGCAUGGGGACAUCACAUAUGCAGGGACCUGGAAGUAGGGUGAAUUGGUUCUUUAUUCUCAAAGUCUUUCUUGUUUUAUUUUGAGUUGUUUGAAUUUGGGGGAUUUUAUUCAUUUUGAUCUAGGAUUCCAAACUUAAAAAAAUAUCUAAUCCUUAAAGCUCUAAGAGAAAAAUCAGCUCCCUCAGCCAACAUCCCUCAGUCAGCAGUGGCCCAGCAAAGAUGAGCAUCCUCAGAGAAUGUUCAUAUAUGGGAGCUUCCUUCAGGAUGAACACUGAGACCUCCUGAUACUGAGUUCCCACUCUCCAGAUCCAGGACUAUGACAGAGACUAUGGAAAUAUAAGGCCAAACACUGUAUGCAAGUCACAUUUUCUAUGGACUGACCAAGUCACAAGGAAAGGGUUUCAAGGAACUACUUCAGUACUCACAAAAGCUAUGAUCCCGCUCUCAGGCCUUUAGAAGAACUUGAACAGUUCACAGAAGCCCAAUCUGAAGACUCAAGUGACCACAUGGAAGCCACUAGAAGAAAGGGGUCAGGCACCUCCCUGUUGGAAACAGGGUAGUUGGUGACCUUAGUUUCCCCUCAGGACUUGUUCUAGGGUUGGUAAGCACCUCUUCAUUUUGCAGAUGGAGAAAACACUGAACUUUUUACACAUUUUCUUUAUUCUUCACUAUUAAUGUUGUGUUUACAUUGAUGAGAACAAGAGUUAAUGGCCUACCCACUGCUGGGCUGUUUGUAUUGAGUUGCCAUGUGAACAGCGAAAGCUGCAUUCAAUAAACGAAAGUACAGACUGUU